GUGUAAUAUUAACUUGUUUCCAAUAUGCUUUCUAUUUAGAGAGCUAGGCCAUUCUCUUCUUCAAAAGACGCACCCUAUUCUUUCCCACUAUUUGCAUCGCAUUUGUUCUUGAAUCUCUUGGUAUUCCAUUGAAGCUGAGAGUGAGAGAAAGAGAAUGUUCCAUCCCAAGAAGCCUUCAUCUAUGAAUUCACAUGACAGACCCAUGUGUAUUCAAGGUGACUCUGGUCUUGUCCUCACCACCGAUCCCAAGCCCCGCCUCCGGUGGACCGUCGAGCUCCAUGAACGCUUUGUUGAUGCUGUUACUCAGCUUGGUGGACCAGAUAAGGCCACACCAAAGACUAUUAUGAGGGUUAUGGGUGUGAAGGGUCUCACUCUUUACCAUCUUAAGAGCCAUCUUCAGAAAUUCAGGCUAGGAAAGCAACCUCACAAGGAAUUCAAUGAUCACUCAAUUAAAGAUGGUGAGAGAGCUUCGGCUUUAGAGCUUCAAAGAAAUACUGCAUCUUCAUCUAGCAUCAUGAGUCGCAGUAUGAAUGAGGUGCAAAUGGAGGUGCAGAGAAGACUGCAUGAACAAUUAGAGGUGCAGAAACACCUUCAGUUGAGGAUUGAAGCUCAAGGAAAGUAUAUGCAAACUAUACUGGAGAAAGCAUGCCAAACACUUGCUGGUGAAAACAUGGCUUCAGGAAGCUACAAGGGUAAUAUGGGAAAUCAAUUAGGGGUACUUUCUGAGAUUGGAGGCUUGAACUUCCCAUCUCUUCAAGACCUCAACAUAUAUGGAGGUGACCAACCUGCAGAUCUUCAACAGAACAUGGACAGAUCAUCCCUUGAUGGGUUAAUGAUGGCGAACAACGAAAACUUCUGUCUGGGGAAGGAAAGGCAUAGCCCUUAUAGCAGUGGUAGCGGCAAGAGCCCCUUAAUGUGGUCUGACCAGCUCCGUCUUCAAGAAUUGGGAACAGUGGCAUCCUCCUGUCUCACUUCUAAAGAUGAUAGAGGUCCUGACUUGGAUUCCAUGUCCAACAUUCAUGAAACGAAGCCACUAGUCCUCACCCGAGGGGAUUCUGUGGGUGAAAACAAAUUCGACACAUUGGUGAAACACGAAAGGCCUUCGCCAUUGAGAGCUCCUCUUCAAUCCGAUAGGAUGAAUCCUAUGAUCAACACUGGUGUCAUGCAACAAGGAAGAAAUUCUCCAUUUUGAUAAAAACAUAAAUGUUGCUUAUUAGACCCAAGUACAAAUUGGUAUAUGAACUACAAAAUCGAUUUAGGUUUUUGAAUUUUAAGAACUUUAAGGAGUUCAUGACUAGGUAAGGGUUUCCUGUUUCCAGCCAGGUAUGAAAAAAUGCCAUGCAUGGCAAAUAUUUUCAGUUUAGGCUGUUAUUUAGCUCAUAUUGUAGUGCUUCUAUAUUAUGACCACUGUUUUACUUCCUCA
This is a messenger RNA of Cornus florida, 1423 nucleotides long. Its product is annotated as myb family transcription factor IPN2. The transcript has 6 exons. The coding region runs from base 155 to 1192 and encodes 345 amino acids. The record is from RefSeq and is a predicted model, not a curated record. Lineage: Eukaryota; Viridiplantae; Streptophyta; Magnoliopsida; Cornales; Cornaceae. Gene Ontology annotation, molecular function: DNA binding; DNA-binding transcription factor activity.